AUGCCUACCCACCGUUUGUUUCACGGUUCUGUCAUUACCCCUGUGUCUGUGCACAAAACUGAGUUCUGGCCCCAAGCGUUGCUCUGUGUGAACUCAGCCGGAAUUAUUGAAUGGAUCGUGUCCGACGUCAAGUCUUCGCAACUCCAAACCGUGGCGCUCGAAAAGGGUCUUGUAUUGGAUGAUUCGGUUGAAAUUUACGAGCUCAGACAUGGGGAAUGGCUCAUGCCUGGAUUUAUCGAUACCCACACACACGCGCCUCAAUUCCCCAAUAUCGGAAUCGGAGGACAGUAUGAGCUUCUUGAAUGGCUCAAUAACGUGACAUUUCCGACCGAAUCGCGUUUCCACGACACCACUUUCGCCGAGCGCGUAUACUCUGCUGUGGUUGACCGCGUCUUAAAUUCUGGUACAACCACUUGCUGCUAUUAUGGUACUCUGCACCUUGAAGCUACCCAGGUACUCGCCAAGCUUACGCACGACAAGGGGCAGCGAGCGUUUGUUGGGAAAUGCAAUAUGAAUCGCGAAUCAGGAAAAUAUCAAGAAGACUCGACCUCGCAAUCCAUUGAAAACACCAAGAAGCUUAUCUCCUACAUCCGAGCACUUUCACCCAAUUCUGCACCUCUUGUUCAUCCAAUCUCACCCCCCGUUUUGCAAUUUCUUGCACUGAUUGAUUUCACCCUGAAACUGUUCCCUAAAGCCUCCACCUACACUGAUGUUUACAAACGUGCUGGUCUUUUAACGGAUCGGACGAUUCUGGCUCACGCUGUGCAUCUUUCGAACGACGAGAUGGAGGAAAUCAAGAGUUGUGGAUCUGGGAUUAGUCAUUGCCCUACGAGUAACUUUUACUUGAACAGUGGAGUUGCGAGGGUUGGAGAAAUGCUUGACCGAGGACUGAAGGUCGGUCUGGGCACGGAUUGCUCGCCGGCGCUGCGAGAACGGACAAGCCACAACGUGCAAUGGCAUCGUACACCCAAGCUAGCCGAAAACCCUCUGUCCGCUCUCCUCCACCUUUCGACUCUUGGUGGUGCACAGCUAUGCAACCUGGAACAAACCACCGGGUCUCUCGAAGCCGGAAAGGAAUUCGAUGCGGUAUUGGUGAGCGUGCGUCCCGAGACUGGGAAUGCGAACGUCUGGGCGAAUUUGCCAGCUGGGGUGAAUAGCAGUGCUGGAGAAGAAAUGCCAGCCGAUUCGCUCGAAGCGUUGUUAGAAAAGUUCUUCUUUUGCGGGAGUGAUAGGAAUGUGCGCAGGGUCUGGGUCAGAGGUCGUUUAGUUGGUGGGGUUGAGAAAUGA
Messenger RNA from Rhizoctonia solani, 1287 nucleotides. RefSeq names its product amidohydrolase family protein. The transcript is spliced from 8 exons. The coding region runs from base 1 to 1287 and encodes 428 amino acids. NCBI's taxonomy places the organism in Eukaryota, Fungi, Basidiomycota, Agaricomycetes, Cantharellales, Ceratobasidiaceae. The record is from RefSeq and is a predicted model, not a curated record. Gene Ontology annotation, biological process: guanine metabolic process. Gene Ontology annotation, molecular function: zinc ion binding; guanine deaminase activity. Gene Ontology annotation, cellular component: cytosol.